Molecule: messenger RNA, 2064 nt
Organism: Penicillium digitatum Pd1
Lineage: Eukaryota; Fungi; Ascomycota; Eurotiomycetes; Eurotiales; Aspergillaceae
Product: arrestin family protein
Biological process (GO): ubiquitin-dependent endocytosis
Cellular component (GO): cytoplasm; cytosol
Molecular function (GO): protein-macromolecule adaptor activity; ubiquitin protein ligase binding
Source: RefSeq, a predicted model, not a curated record
AUGCGAUCGGAUUCGUCAUCUACCGAGGUCCUGCCUCGCCCAGCACAUGAACGCCACACUGUGACUACCGAUACUACCACGCCAUUUACUCCCUUGCGAAAUGAGAAGAUUGUAGCCACUGGGAGUGGCAUUUCUGUUGGUAUUGCCCUCACAGAACCCGUUCUUUACCUGCAGGGCUAUGAUCAACAAGACCCAAGCAGUAAAAAAUCCGCAAUUCUGCGGGGACAGAUGCAUUUGAAGGUUACCAAAUGUGUCAAGAUUAAAAAGAUAUCAAUCUGCUUCCGCGGCCAUGCUCAGACUGAUUGGCCAGAUGGUAUUCCCCCUAAGAAGAUCCACUUCCAUGACAAGAAGGAUCUCUUCACGCACGGUGUGGUUUAUUUCAACCACGGGGACACAGCGCUCAUGCAAAAUGACUAUGGUGCGCAUUACUAUCAGCAUGCCAAACCGAUCUCAUCCGUGCCGGGAAAGGAGGGAGUGACGAUGACCACUCGAGAACUAUUUUCUAACCGCAAUUCCACCGCUACACUUGCCGUACCAACCUCCCGAGAAACCAAACGACUUUCUCUACAAUCCAAUCGCAGGCAUUCGCGCAGCUUCAGCAAAAACGAACACCCAGCUUCCCAACCACAGCCUCAGCGAAAUUACCGCAUGUUCCCGGUAGGUGAUUAUUUAUACAGCUUCGAGUUUCCGAUCGAUGGAUCAUUACCAGAGACGAUCAAAACGGAUCUAGGGUCUGUGAAAUACGACCUGGAAGCAAUGGUCGAACGGUCAGGCGCAUUUCGACCCAAUCUCCUCGGCACGAUGGAGGUUCCCGUGAUUCGUACCCCUGCCGAGGGUUCAUUAGAGCAAGUCGAGCCGAUUGCGAUUUCGCGGAACUGGGAAGACCAGCUUCACUACGAUAUCGUGAUCUCGGGGAAGUCCUUCCCGCUAGGCUCGCAGAUCCCGAUUGCGUUCAAGUUGACCCCACUGGCGAAAGUAGAGUGCCACCGAAUCAAGGUCUUUGUGACAGAGAAUAUUCAGCAUUGGACGGCAGAUAAGAGCGUGCACCGGUUGCAGCCAGCGAAGAAGGUGUUGCUAUUCGAAAAACGAGCCGACUCGUCUAGUGUGAGCACGUAUCCCGGCAGCUCCAUGCGUGUCACUGCAGGCGGCGGUAUCGACUGGGACCACCGCGCUGCUGCCGCAAGGGGGCAGGAGAUUUUGGAUCGGAAUCGGACGAAUCUGCUAGGCAAUCUGUCCAACGACUCUAGUGUUGGUCCAACGGAGAUGGAAUUCAACGUGCAACUGCCAAGUUGCCACGAAAUGAAGGGCCGGGACGAGAGUCAGCGGCUGCACUUCGAUACCACAUACGAGAAUAUUCAGAUCAACCACUGGAUCAAGAUUGUCCUCCGUCUAUCCAAGGUCGACGAAAGAGACUCCACAAAACGAAGACACUUCGAAAUCUCUAUAGACUCGCCAUUCCACAUCCUCUCUUGCAAGGCCACCCAGGCCAAUAUCUACUUACCAGCCUACACAACCCCAUCUGAAGAACUGGUCCCCGCAGCCCAAGAACUCGAAUGCGGAUGCCCCGGCGCCCCUCUGGCACCCCGUGAGCAAGUCAUUGCUCCAGCCACGUCCGAUCGCGAAGACAGCAACCCUGCAUCAGGACCCAUCGCCCGUCGCGGCUCAACGGGCCACGACUUCUCCCGCAGCUUUACAAACAACUCUGGUGGCCUCGCCCGGCCCCCGCAAGCACACCUCGCGACACCCCCAGACGACCGUAACACACCCAUUCCACCUCGUCCAAUGCAUCUGCUCCGUGCGCCGUCCUUUGCACCCCCCGCUUUCGAGGACGUCCCUCCCCCGCCACCGCUUGUUACUCCGCCUCCAGAAUAUAACACCAUCGUUGGGGAUGACCGAGAGGCCGUUCUUGAGGAUUACUUCUCUCGUUUAUCGUUUUACGAAGAACACGAGGACGAUGACCGCGGUCGUGGCCGCGUCGAUGUACCCCUCACGCCGGGUGGACGCGUCAACCGCAGCAUGGACGUGCCCCGCGAAUGGGUGCGACUCGAAGACUAUUUUCAGUAA